AUCGACUAUAAAAGGAGGCGCAGCCGCGAGAGGCCUCACACCAUCCAUCCACCUUAGCUAGCAGAGACACAGCUUGCGAACGCGGCGGGCAAUGGCGAUCAGGGGGAUACCUUCGGCGCGGGAGAUGACGAUGGAGGAGUUCAAGGAGUGGCUGAAGCAGUUCGACGUGGACGGCGACGGCCGGAUCAGCAGGGCCGAGCUCCGCGAGGCCAUCCGCCGCCGCGGGGGGUGGUUCACCACCCUCAGGGCCGGGCGCGCCGUCCGCCGCGCCGACAGGGACAACAGCGGCUUCAUCGACGACGCCGAGGUUGAGAACCUCGUCGCCUUCGCGAAGAAGGAUCUCGGCAUGAGGAUCUCUGCCUGGUAGCCACCUGCCUGGACUGUGGCUCCAUGGGUUUUUAUCUUCUAUGCUAUGCUCGGCCUACUGAAUGAAAAUUAGUAACCACUACAGUAAGCGUCCUGUGAUACAGCCAUACAGGUUGAACUUGACAUGGCAACUUGUCCUGAAUAACACGUGUAAAAUCAGGAUAUUUAAUUAAGGUUCGCGACUAUGCAGUAGAUUGAAAAAACGCUCUUGUAUGUUUUCACCCGAACCUAUGAGAAUUUCUUCUCACAGUA
This is a messenger RNA of Hordeum vulgare subsp. vulgare (domesticated barley), 618 nucleotides long. RefSeq names its product calmodulin-like. The transcript has a single exon. The coding region runs from base 92 to 367 and encodes 91 amino acids. The record is from RefSeq and is a predicted model, not a curated record. Gene Ontology annotation, molecular function: calcium ion binding. Lineage: Eukaryota; Viridiplantae; Streptophyta; Magnoliopsida; Poales; Poaceae.